This is a messenger RNA of Electrophorus electricus (electric eel), 2209 nucleotides long. It is a transcript of the gene arsh, whose product is annotated as arylsulfatase H. The record is from RefSeq and is a predicted model, not a curated record. NCBI's taxonomy places the organism in Eukaryota, Metazoa, Chordata, Actinopteri, Gymnotiformes, Gymnotidae. Gene Ontology annotation, molecular function: arylsulfatase activity.
UUCCGCAUUGCAAGGAGCUUCUUAGCCUUCAAGACAUUUUGAACAUUUACGGUGAAAACGUGACCUAUGGAGACCUACGAUAUUUGGCAAGUUGUGUAGAAAACAGACUGAACGAAGGAGAACUGGAUAGCUCUCCUGAUGGAAUAUAUAAGACUGAGGUUUCAGUCUCUGGGAUUAUUCCUCCUGCUCAUCCAAAGCCAAUGUCUCUCAAGUGCAGGGAUCACCAAGCCCAACUUUGUACUUAUGAUGGUGGACGACCUCGGCAUAGGGGACAUUGGAUGCUACGGGAAUGAUACGAUUAGAACCCCAAACAUCGACAGGCUUGCGCUGGAAGGGGUGAAGCUCACACAACACAUUUCUGCUGCUCCUCUCUGCACACCCAGCAGAACUGCGUUCAUGACAGGACGUUAUGCUUUGCGCUCAGGUCUUGGCAGCACAGGGAAAGUGCAGGUUAUUCUCUUCCUUGGAGGCUCAGGAGGUCUUCCUCCCAAUGAGACCACCUUUGCCAGACUUCUCCAGAAGCAGGGUUACAGCACAGGCAUUGUGGGUAAGUGGCACUUGGGUGUGAACUGCAAGAGCAGGAAUGAUCACUGCCACCACCCCAACAACCAUGGUUUUGACUACUUUUACGGGCUUCCCUUUUCAAACUUUAAUGACUGCAAGCCGGGGGAGGGCAAGGACAUUCUGGUGGACCUUCAGGUGGCGCUGUGGCAGUUGUCCAUGCUGGCGGGUCUAGGCUUUCUGACUCUGGUUCUGGUGAGGCUCACUGGUCUUCUGGAGGUCAGCGUGAAGCUGCUCACAACUCUGGCAGCCCUGUGCCUCCUGGGCUUCAUGGUAUGGUAUGCACCCUUCGGGCUCAUGCGGACCUGGAAUUGCAUUGUCAUGAGGAACCAUCGGGUUGUGGAACAGCCCACGAACCUGGACACGCUGAAUGAACGGCUUAUGACAGAGGCGGAGCGGUUUGUAGAAAGGAAUCAGAACAGGCCCUUCCUGCUGUUCCUUUCGCUGGCACAUGUCCACACGCCACUGUUCAUAUCGAGGGACUUUUCUGGGAAGAGCAAGCACGGUCUGUAUGGUGACAACGUGGAGGAGGUAGACUGGAUGAUUGGCAGAAUGGUGAAGACUGUUGAGGAGCUCAACCUUUCUGAGAGGACACUGAUGUAUUUUACCUCUGAUCAUGGAGGUCAUGUUGAGGAUUCAGACACACAUGGCCAAAAGGGGGGCUGGAAUGGAAUCUAUCGAGGUGGGAAAGCCAUGGGGGGCUGGGAAGGGGGCAUCCGCGUACCAGGAAUAUUCCGCUGGGUCGGACGUCUGCCCUCAGGCAGAGUUCUGGAGGAACCCACAAGUCUGAUGGAUUUGUUCCCCACCCUGGUGAAGCUAGCUGGGGGAGAGAUGCCCCAGGACCGAGUUUUGGAUGGACAUGACCUGAUGCCACUGUUGGAGGGGAAGACGCAGCGCUCGGAGCACGAGUUCAUGUUCCACUACUGCGGCGUGUACCUGAACGCUGUACGCUGGCACCCUCCUGACAGCGAUUCUGUCUUCAAGGUGCACUUUUUCACACCCAAUUUCUCCCCUCCUGGAGCUGUGGGCUGCUACCACACCAAACUGUGCAUGUGUCACGGCGAAUUCGUCACCUGGCACGACACGCCACUCGUGUUUGACCUGUCUAGGGACCCGUCGGAGAGGGCUCCCCUGAGGGGAGAAACAGAGCCCCGCUAUGCAGAGGUGCUGUGGCGGGUCCGGGAGGCUGUGGAGAUACACCACAGGACACUCAGCCCCGUAGAGAACCAGCUCUCCUGGGGAAACAUCUUGUGGAAACCCUGGCUGCAGCCAUGCUGCGGCAUAUUCCCAUUCUGCUCCUGUUCCGAGGACAACUCCACCUUCACACACAACAUUGGGGAAUUAUAAAGCUAAAUACCAGUGCAGCUUUGUUCAAGUUUUGAGACAAGGGAAACAGUCUUGAUCAACACCUUUUUAGGCUUUCAGAAAGCCUGGGGUAUAGUCAGAAUUCAGCUUGCUCUUUAAUAAAGUAGGGCUACCAUCAACACCCCCCCCUUUGAGUUAGAUGCUCAGAGAUUUAGCACGCAUAGUUGUAUAGCUGUAGAUGAAACUACUCUGAUGUACUGCACAGGGUUUACAUCACAGUGGCAGCUUACAUUGGUCAUUUGUAACAAACCUCUUUUGGCUUGUAAUAAACAAAGAAAGAUCA